Molecule: messenger RNA, 4120 nt
Organism: Polyodon spathula (Mississippi paddlefish)
Lineage: Eukaryota; Metazoa; Chordata; Actinopteri; Acipenseriformes; Polyodontidae
Gene: dhx30
Product: DEAH (Asp-Glu-Ala-His) box helicase 30
Exons: 20
Coding region: 21-3578 (1185 amino acids)
Cellular component (GO): nucleus; cytoplasm; intracellular anatomical structure
Molecular function (GO): DNA helicase activity; G-quadruplex RNA binding; ATP binding
Source: RefSeq, a predicted model, not a curated record
GUGAGUUAGUGAGGUUAAACAUGGCAGCUCCCGGUAUGAUCACCGUGGGUUUGCGUGCCGGCUGGAAAUUGAAUGCAAUUUUGCGGUUGGUCUCGAAGACAGAGAGACCCAGUUGGUCUUGGAGCAGUCGAUACUGGCUCUCGCUGUCCAGGCAAUUUGGGACUGAGAACGGGAAUGAAGAGAGAGGAGCGGCGGGGACAGAGAUGAGACGAGUCCGCAAGGAUCACCUGAACGAGUUCCCUCACCCCAAGAACCUCCUGCACAACGUGAUCUCGCGGGCGCUCGGAGUCUCGGACCUCAAGGAGCUCAUUGUGUACAGCUGCUCUGAGGGAGAUGUCAAGAAAGCUACUCUGCAGGUGAACUGGCCGAGAAAGAUUGAGGUAGAAGGAUUUGGGACUAAGAAGAUUGAUGCUGAGAGACGAGCUGCAGCAGCUGCUUGUAAAAUAUUAAAGGAGAUGGGGUUGCUGAGCCCCAAGAAUCAUCUCUACCAAGCGAAGGAGUACCGCACCCUGGCAGGAAGGAUCCCGUCUCGCUCCCGAUCUCUCACCGAGGAGGAGGGGGAAGAGGGGGGAUGGGAGCGGAGGAGAGAGGUGGAAGAGGAGGGGCUGCUGGAUGUCACUGACUUCAUCUCAGACCCUCGGAGAGAAACGCAGGUCUCCACAUCUACCGACAGGCAGACUAACCAGACAAGAACUGAGCUGAUUAGAGAGGGGCAGGAUGAUGGCAGUGGGUUGCGUGCAUUGACCCACUUCCCAAACCCUAAAACACUGCUGGUCAAAGUUUUCCAGGUGGCCACCUCCUCCUCCAGCACUGCAGAUUUUUUGAAAUACAGGACUGGAGGGGGCAAGUCCAAGAGCUGUGAGCUCAGUGUUCAGUGGCCGCACUCCAUGACCUUCACAGCUAGGGGACGCAACAAGUCUGAAGCAGAGAACAGGGCAGCAGCUCUCGCCUGUCAGAAGUUAAAGGAACUGGGUCUAAUCGACAGGAACAACAACCCUCUGACUCACGCCAUGUACCACCUGGAUGCUAUUCGCGAGCAGGGGGAGCGUGAGAGGAGACCCUGCCGUGUCGAGGUUCCCUCUGAGCUGCAGGAGAAGAUCCAGCGAUACCUGAACAAGUAUCCAGUAGAGAGUGGAUCAUCGCCGCUGCCCAUUGGCUCUGCAGUUCUGGACCUGGGCUCUUCCUCCUCCUCAGAGGAGGAGGCAGAGUUGAUCACGGACGCCAUCACAGGCCGGUCGUACACGCCACUGUCUGAAGAGGAAGCGCAGCGGAUCAGCCAGGCCCUUUUGCGGCAAUGGGAUGCAGAGGGUGGCAGGGAGGCGCUCAAAGAGCUCCCUGUGGACUCUCACAAGGAGCGCGUGGUCACAGCCGUGGAGGCCGGCCGUGUGACAGUUAUUGCCGGGGAGACGGGCUGCGGAAAGACCACGCGAAUCCCACGCUUCAUCCUGGAAAGCCAGGUGCUUCAGGGCCGUGGCGCGCACUGCAACAUCCUGGUCACGCAGCCACGCAGGAUCAGCGCAGUGUCUGUGGCACAGCGUGUCGGCCAGGAGCUGGGGCCUGCUCUGCGUAGGAAUGCAGGGUUCCAGGUUCGUCUGGAGAGCUCCCUGCCCCCUCGCGGCGGUGCGCUGCUCUUUUGCACAGUUGGGAUCCUGCUAAAGAAGCUGCAGGGCAACCCGCGGCUUGAGGGCGUGAGCCACGUGGUGGUGGAUGAGGUGCACGAGAGGGAUGUGAACACCGACUUCCUGCUAGUGUUGCUCAGGAGGGUGCUGGAUGCCAACCCGCAGCUCCGAGUGGUGCUUAUGAGCGCCACGGGGGACCUGCAGAGGAUUGCACACUACUUCGGGAACUGUGAGGUGGUGAAGGUGCCAGGGUUCAUGCACCCGGUCCAGGAGCAUUACCUGGAAGAGGUUCUGGAGAUGAUGGGCAGAAACAGAGGCAGCGACUAUAAUGAGGACGAGCCCUCUCCAGACCUGGACUUGGUAGCUGAUGUGAUUGAGCAUGUGGACACUCACGGGGAGCCAGGGGGGAUUCUGUGUUUCCUGCCCGGUUGGCUCGAUAUCCGAGGAGUUCAGCAGAGGCUGGAAGAGAGAUCGGCAUUCCAGAGCGGGAAGCAGCUCGUCUUACCAGUUCACUCCAACCUCCCUGUGAUGGACCAGCAGGCUAUAUUCCAGCGCCCCCCGGUGGGCACACGUAAGAUUGUCCUGGCCACAAACAUCGCAGAGACCUCCAUUACAGUGGAUGACAUUGUGCAUGUGGUGGACACCGGGGCCCAGAAAGAGCAGCGCUAUGACCUGCGGACCAAGGUGUCAUGUCUGGACACAGUGUGGAUCUCUCGCUCCAACAUGACGCAGCGGCGGGGGCGAGCAGGGAGAUGUCAGCCUGGACAUUCUUACCACCUGGUACCCCGGCGACGCCUGGAAGCCAUGGAGACCUUCCCUAUCCCCGAAAUCCUGAGAACACCCCUGGAGAACCUGGUGCUGCAGUGCAAGAUUCACAGCCCGGAGAGCAUGGCUACAGACUUUCUCUCCCAAGCUUUAGACAGUCCUGACAGGAAAGCAGUGAUGGAGGCCGUCCAAAACUUGCAGGAAAUUGGCGUGCUGGACGCCAGUGAGCGGCUGACGGCUCUGGGCCAGCGCUUGUCUCACAUCUCCACUGACCCACGCCUUGCCAAGGCCAUCGUCCUCGCGGCCAUUUUCCGCUGCCUGCUGCCUCUGCUCACCAUCGUGGCCUGCCUGACCCGUGACCCGUUCCAGAGCAGCCUCAAGAACCGGGCCGAGGUCUCAGAGGCAAAAGCUAGGCUGAGUGGAGAGAGCCGGAGUGACCACCUGGUGUUCGUGCGUGCGGUGGAUGGCUGGAGGAGAGUGCUGCAAGAGAGGAACUCUGUGUCACGUCAGAGAUUCCUGGAGGAGAACAUGCUGUACGGGAUCAGCCUUCGUUUUAUACACGGGCUGAUCCAGCAGUUCGGUGAGAACGUGUAUGAUUCCUUCCUGGUGUCAGAGUCCUCUGAUUGCACCCGCCAGUUCUCCCAGUGUAACCAGCACAGCCGGGAGGAGGAAUUGGUAAAGGGGGUGCUGCUGGCCGGUCUGUACCCCAACCUCAUCCAGGUGAAGCGUGGGAAAGUGACGAAGCAGGGUAAAUUCAAAGCCGACAGCCUUGUGUAUCGGACCAGGAGUGGCCCAGUACUCCUGCACCGAUCCACUGUCAACCGGGCAGAGGAGGAGUUUCCCAGUCGCUGGUUGACGUUCUUCACUGCCACAAAGUCCAACGGGAACGUGUUUGUCAGGGACACCUCCAUGGUCCAUCCCCUGUCUCUCUUGCUGCUUCCUCACUGCAAUGUCAGGGAGCAAGAGUCUGGAGGAAGGAUGGUGGUGUCCCUGUCUGACACUGACUUGGUGAAGCUGGAGUUUGCUCCGGAGACCUGGGCGGUUCUCCGGGAUUUCCGUCUCUCCCUGCAGAGCAUGGUGGAGCGCUGCCUUCAGCAGGAGCUGCCCCAGAUACCGGAGUCUGAGCAACAGCAGCAUGGGGAACUGCUCGCCCUGCUGGUGGACCUGCUGAACUGCAGCACACGGCCAGAGUGACUGCCUCACUGAAUAUGUAACUGAAGUGGCCGAAGUCCUUUAGCCCCAGAAUAUGACCCAUGGCGGUAGGCUGAAGGAUCCAUUUAGCAAGGAACAAAGAAGAAUUACGGGGGGGGGGGACUUGAUUGAAUUAACCCUAAUAAUUGGAGCGCAGCACAGAAACCAAGACAAGAGGACACAGUUGGGAGUUGAGUGGAAUUGGGAGAGGGUAGGAGGCAUUUCUUUAGAGCGAGUAGUGGAAUGGGUUACCUUGUCAUAUUGUUGACGCAGAAUCAUUGGCAUCCUUUUAUCCCAAAAUGUUAAGUUGGGUCUUAAUCAGCCACUAGGUACCGGAUGGUCUAAAUUAGCUCCUCUCGUUCGUAAACUUAAUUAUGUUUUUAACAGCAGUGAAAAUUCACUUUUAAAAGCUGUUGACCCAGAGGCAUUUAAAUCUGAAUUGAGGCAUCUAUUUAAAGCAUGCUGAUGUGACGUCAGAUGUGUUUUGUAAUUAAUAGGAUGACUUUUUCUGUGCCAUGUUAUAAUAAAUUAUUUAAGUCCCUCAA